AUGGACCACUCACCUUCGGCCGGCUUUCUGGCGAGAUACGGACCAAGAUCUACGAUGAGUGGCCGACGACUUCGCGAGAUCCGACAUGUCCGCAUUCAUCUACAAUACCACUACCUCGGUCCGGAAUCCCGCCUGGAACGUGAUUUCAAGGCUUCGCGAUCGAUCAAGGACGUCUUCCAUCCUGAUGCUGUCAUCGAGCUGUCAGUCGCCGUUCAUCUCCCCGUCAGCCCAGAGUCUCUGGCACUGGAAGGCCGCGAGGCACGACCGCUGGAGGCGAGGUGGAUUCUGGACAAUCACGAGCUUGACUUCGACGUACGACAGGCGUCAGUGCUCAAGAUCCGAGAUGCUAUGGACGAGCUGGACCAGUACUACCACGGCACGCAUGGUGGUGAUCUUGUAGCGGCGAUGAUCACUCACGCACCCAGAUUCCUCGUCUGGGGAGCUCAGUCGUUCAUGACGAAGCCUUUCUUCGGACCUGCACUGCCGCCGGUUAUGGAAGCAGUACGUGAGAAGGAGGAGCGUGAGAAGGAGGAGCGUGAGAAGCGGGAGCUGGAGUGGGAUGCUCAGCAGGAGAGGGACCGCGAAGCUGCAUGUGGCGAAGAUUAA
Molecule: messenger RNA, 606 nt
Organism: Fulvia fulva
Lineage: Eukaryota; Fungi; Ascomycota; Dothideomycetes; Mycosphaerellales; Mycosphaerellaceae
Exons: 3
Coding region: 1-606 (201 amino acids)
Source: RefSeq, a predicted model, not a curated record